This is a messenger RNA of Phalacrocorax carbo (great cormorant), 1718 nucleotides long. The record is from RefSeq and is a predicted model, not a curated record. Lineage: Eukaryota; Metazoa; Chordata; Aves; Suliformes; Phalacrocoracidae.
UGUGUGCCUCAAGGGGAUUUGAUUUUGGGUGAAAACAGCCAAUGAACUGAAUGGUGUGCUGUUAAUUGCUAUGUAAUGUUGUAUGUCAUCUCUUCUGUGAUAGCUAUAUACCAUAUUAAUGGUAUCACAGUAAGAAUCUCACAGCUUAAUGAAGAAUGAACUUGGAUUAAACCAAGCAAAGUACAGCAGUGAUGGAAGGACUGACUUCAGUAUGCAACACCACACACACCAUGUCUCCUGCCCUGAAAGACUCUUAUGACAGAUGGAGCCUAAAGCCAUGGACUGAUUGAACUCAAUGGACAUUUUAGAGGGAUGGUCUAUAGACUAAGGGAAUGGUAUCUGUUUGUACGUGUGUGUGUGUGUGAAUAUAUAUAUCAAAAGACAGGGAAAGUGGUGGUGAUUAACUGGAAUGUACUGGAAAGGGUAGGACCUGGACAUGAUGUAAAUGGCAUAGAAGAAGGGGUGGAUAAUGGUUUCUGCUGAGAUAAAGUUAAUUUUCCUUCUAGUAGCUGGUACAGUGCCGUGUUUUGGAUUUAGUGUGAGAAUUACGUUGACAACACACUGAUGUUUUAGUUGUUGCUACACAGUGCUCACCCUAGUCAAGGACUUUUCCAGCUCCCCAUGCUCUGCUGGGUGCACAAGAAGCUGGGAGGGGAGGGAGCACAGCCAGGACAGCUGAUGCAAGCUGGCCAAAGGGAUAUUCUGUACCAUGUGACAUCAUGCUCAGUGGGCACAGUGAGUGAUGUUGGUCAGCAGGUGGCUGAAUAUUUACCAGAAAAUACCAGUGACGCAAAAUCUUCUGUAGAUGCCAAGGAAGAACUCCUGGAUGACUGUGAGAAUAUUUGGAAGCAGAUGGAAGAGUAUCAGAGCAGGCUUGUUGGAAAGGAAGCAGUGUUAAAACCAGGUCACAAGGUUUUCUUGUUAAUGAUGCGAAUGAAAGCUUUAACAGCAGAAUAUAAUCAAUGGCAAAAAAGAAAUCCUGAAAUAAUUUCUACCAAUCCAGUUGCACUGUUAACAAUAGGAAAAGAAGAGUUGCAGAAAGUAAAGAAUGAUCUUGAAAGAGUGCUAACAGCAGUUCAGUCAAAGAAUCAAGAACUGACAGAACGUCUGGAAAGAGAACAGCAGUGGCAUGAGGAACAGCAGCAGAUCCUAGAUGUUCUUAAUGGAAUUGAAGAAGAGAGAAGACACCAAGUUGAACAGCUUUCAAGAAAAAGCCUGAACACUAGAGCACUUAAUGAACUCAGAAUUAAAAUAUUGAAACUAAAGAAAUAUAAGGAAGAACUCCUGAAUGGUCUGGGUGAAUUCCUCGAAGAACAUUUUCCACCUCCAGAGUAUGGUGGAAGUGCUAAGAAGAAUUCUUCUGAAGAGCUGAUAUCGCUGCAUGAAAUUUUAGAGAUUCUUAUAAACAAAUUAAUGAGCACACCACAUGAACCCUAUGUAAGAAUCAGUGACUCAUUUUGGCCACCUUAUAUUGAGCUGCUGCUAAGAUAUGGAAUUGCCCUGAGACAUCCAGAAGAUCCAAACAGAAUACGCCUAGAAGCCUUUCACAUCUAGCAUGACCUACAUAUUUCCUGGUGCUUUGUUUUGUGUUAAUCUUGGGGGCUAAGACAUACUUACGUUUUAUGAUACGUGUUUUCAAUAUCAGCAACCUUCUUGCUGGAUGAUUUAAUUAUUCUUAUUAAACUCUUUCUUCAGUAUGUAAUAUGAAAAAAGACAAA